UUGUCUCUCUGUUCGUUCCGUACAUCGUAUCCAAACAAGCAUGGCGGCAUGAGACUCCUGUCAUCUCUGUUUUGAUUGUUAAAAUACAUAUUAAUUAGUAUUUCUGAAGAAAAUAGCAUCGAAAGUUUUCCUCGACGUAAUUAACAUCAACAUUACGAAACAGACCACAAUGCCGUCCGCCUGUGAUUCAAUGAUUGACGACAUUGAGGACAUGGUGUCUGCGGACGACCCCACGCCUCAGGAUAGACAGAACGCUCGGAAGAGUAUAAUCCCAAGAGCCAGGAAAAGGAAGGACCAGCUCGUCCCCGAGGAACUCCAGGCAGACAGCCUCAUCCCCGGGACCCAGAAGAUCUGGAUGCGGACAUGGGGCUGCAGCCACAACAACUCAGACGGGGAGUACAUGGCGGGGCAGUUGGCUGCCAGCGGCUACAAGAUGACCGACGACCCUUCAGAAGCUGACCUGUGGCUCCUGAACAGCUGCACUGUAAAGAACCCUGCGGAGGACCACUUCAGGAAUUCUAUCAAGAAAGCCCAGGAUCAGCAGAAGAAGGUGGUGCUGGCAGGCUGCGUUCCUCAGGCCCAGCCUCGCAUGGACUACCUCAAAGGACUCAGCAUCAUCGGGGUUCAACAAAUUGAUCGCGUGGUGGAAGUGGUAGACGAGGCCGUUAAAGGUCACUCAGUGCGUCUGUUAGGCCAGAAGAAGGAUGGGGGGAAGAGGCUGGGGGGAGCCAGACUGGACCUGCCCAAGAUCCGAAAGAACCCGCUCAUAGAAAUCAUCUCCAUCAACACAGGGUGUCUGAACGCGUGCACCUACUGCAAGACCAAGCACGCCCGAGGGGAUCUGGCCAGCUACCCCGUGGAGGAGCUGGUGGAGAGGGCCCGGCAGUCCUUCCAGGAGGGGGUGUGUGAGAUCUGGCUGACCAGCGAGGACACCGGGGCGUACGGGCGGGACAUCGGCACCGACCUGCCCUCCCUGCUCUGGAGGCUGGUGGAGGAGAUCCCUGAAGGAGCCAUGCUGAGGCUGGGCAUGACCAACCCCCCCUACAUCCUGGAGCACCUGGAGGAGAUGGCGAAGGUGCUGAACCACCCACGGGUCUACGCCUUCCUGCACGUGCCCGUCCAGUCGGCGUCGGACAGCGUGCUGAUGGACAUGAAGCGGGAGUACUGUGCCGCCGACUUCAGGACCGUGGUGGACUUCCUGAAGGACAGGGUUCCCGGGAUAACCAUCGCCACGGACAUCAUCUGCGGCUUCCCGGGCGAGACGGAGGCGGACUUCCAGGAGACGGUGGAGCUGGUCCGGCAGUACCGCUUCCCCAGCCUCUUCAUCAACCAGUUCUACCCCCGGCCCGGUACCCCCGCCGCCAAGAUGGAGCAGGUCCCUGCCCACGUGAAAAAGCAAAGGACUAAGGAGCUGUCUCAACUCUUCCACUCCUACAACCCGUACGACCAUAAGAUUGGGGAGAGGCAGAAGGUGCUGGUGACGGAGGAAUCGUUCGAUGCCCAGUACUUCGUGGCUCACAACAAGUUCUACGAACAGGUACUGGUGCCCAAGCAGCCGGAGUUCACGGGCAAGAUGAUCGAGGUGGACGUUUACGAGUCGGGGAAGCACUUCCUGAAGGGGCGUCCCGUGGACCACAGCAAACCCCUCACGGCCUCCAUCGCAGCCCCGCUGCUGAAGGGACAGGUGUCGGGCCUGACGCAGGAGACCCCCAACGGCCAGUGCCACGGGGCCACCCCCACCGGCUGCUUCAGCGUGGACCGGGAGAGGCUCAAGACGAUCGGUCUGGGGCUGGCCGUAGCCGCCGCCAUGCUGGCCCUCCUUCUGGAGAAGCUCUACUACUGAGGCGGGAGAAAACACGAGCGUAACCACGACGACGACGACAAAAGGCAUCCUAAGACGGCAGGGGGAAACAUCACAGGAUUCAGGGGUGCAAAAAAAAGGACUUGUAUUGAAGGUCGCCCCCACCUUACCUGCGUGCAGGUGGGCUCUGAUUGUCGUCGGGGUUGUCAGGUGUAGAUAUGCGUAGUGUGUUUGUUUUUGUUCCUCUUUUACCCCGCCUUUGUCUCCUUUAAUGUCGGUGCGUCCUUCCAACGCAACGCCGUAUAUCUUUGUUGUUUGGUUUUCUUAAAGCCGGAGCCUAAAGCGACGGUGGAGACGCCUCAAAUGAAAUAUGAAACAGGCAUAGCAGGGGCCUACGAGUUGUUUUAAAGUUUUAUCGUUUUGUUUUGAGCUCUGCGGUGUAUUUGCUUUGACCUUCCACACUGUCUCUCUGUUACUACACUGAGCUGUUUAGGAGGAGCUAAGGGGUGUGAACCCAGGUGCUCUCCAUAGUGCUUUAGGCCCCGGCUGGACGUUGCCGCUGAAUAGAUCAAGCGCACCUCCUCCCCGGAUGUUCGGACUAUACAUCAGACAUCAUCCAGACAUAUUUCCACCUGUUUAUUUGUGACAGGCUGAAACAUGACUAGAUUAGGUUUUGCCAGGAGAGCUAGACUGUGUGCUUCCAUGUGUGUACCAUGGGAAGUGCUCUGGUAACAGUAGAAUGUUGUCGUUAAAGGUGGUUAAAAGAACAUAAAAGUAUUUAUUUUCACCACAGGGAUAAAACCAGUGCGAUCGCUACCCUUGAUAUUAUCUCACGUGACCUAUAUCUUCAUUUUACCGUGCUCUUGUUAGGAUAUUCAAGUCAAACGUUUUUUGCGCCUUCAUGUUGAUGCCGAGUCUGCACCGUCUCAGGCCAUCAUGAGCCUGCGUGGGCAUCUUGAGACUUGCAUCGUUCUGGCAGCUCUAACCAAGAGCAAAAGAGAGGUCUCCCUGCUGCCCUCGCCUUGUUGUCUGGGGUCAGGGGAACACCGGUCCCAGGUGCCCUGUCUGUGGCAGGUCAUGGUGGCACAUCAGUCGGUGACAGUUGUUCUGUUUGGGGGGUUGUUUUUAUUUUUGUCUUCAACGUCGAUGCUGAAGUAGCACAUGCAGGCUUUUUUUUGUCGGAUGUGCCUGUGAUUGAAUAAAUUGAUUAAAACA
Messenger RNA from Gadus morhua (Atlantic cod), 3016 nucleotides. RefSeq names its product CDK5 regulatory subunit associated protein 1-like 1 (gene cdkal1). Gene Ontology annotation, cellular component: endoplasmic reticulum. Gene Ontology annotation, biological process: tRNA methylthiolation. The transcript is spliced from 15 exons. NCBI's taxonomy places the organism in Eukaryota, Metazoa, Chordata, Actinopteri, Gadiformes, Gadidae. The record is from RefSeq and is a predicted model, not a curated record. Bases 170 to 1843 code for a protein of 557 amino acids. Gene Ontology annotation, molecular function: 4 iron, 4 sulfur cluster binding; tRNA (N(6)-L-threonylcarbamoyladenosine(37)-C(2))-methylthiotransferase activity.